AUGGCUGGCUCUUCAUCUCUCAAAACCCUCAACUCCCUUCAUAUUAUCUCCAUGAAAACUUCUUCUUCUUCCUUUAGCUCCAUGAAAAUGAGAACCCUAGUGCAAAUGCAAACUUUCAUUCUCUCCCACUUGUACCGCAUUGCUCGCGGUCUCACAAAAGCAAAAGGAAUUCUAGUUGAAGUUCUUAAAGAUAUUCAACUGGUUCACUUUAUAGAUUUACCAGCCUUGAAACGGAACAAGAAUAAGCGUAAACUCUUUUUUGGUUCAUUUCGAUUGCACUACAAUUGGUGCUCUUCACAUGUGACGCCAGUGACAAUGCCAGUGCUCGAAAGUUGCUCCACUGACCAUGUUUACUAUGAUUCCACGUGGAAUUCGAUUAUUCCGACGUCUGAGUAUGACGGUUCGGAGCUUUCAUCGUAUCUCCGGUGGCUUGAGGAGAAGGGUCAUGAGAAUCCAAGCAAUGAAAUUGAUCGACUUGCUGAUUUGUUCAUUGAGAACUGCCAUGAGAAGUUCAGGUUGGAGAAACAAGAGUCUCAUAGGAGAUUCCAAGAAAUGAUGGCUAGAAGUAUAUGA
Fraxinus pennsylvanica is the source of this 573-nucleotide messenger RNA. NCBI's taxonomy places the organism in Eukaryota, Viridiplantae, Streptophyta, Magnoliopsida, Lamiales, Oleaceae. The record is from the annotation of a GenBank genome assembly.